UCAGGCAAAUGAAAAUGAUUCUCAGCGUGAAUAUGAAGAGAUUUCAGAAGCACGUGCUAGGAAGAUAGAAGAAGAAGCGCGUGCUUAUGAGACGUCAAUUGCGGGAGUCAUGGAGCACCUUAACGAAGUUGAUGAAGUUGUUGAUGAUCCUGAUUUGUUUGGCCGGUGCACAACACUCCUUAUGAGGGAGCAAGCUGCAAGGGAGAUGUAUGUGACUCUGAAGAACAAGAGGGAAAGACUCCUGAUCUUCUUGAAGCACGACAAGACAAAAAAUGGCUGAUGAAAUUAAAAUUGCGGAAAAGUAUCGUAAACGACGGAACAAACGGAUUAAUCAAGUUGCAGUAGCAGUUGGUGGAUACGCUUCUCUUCAUUUGUGUAAAGAGCCCCAGCACACAAGUAUUUAUACAGGCAAGGCAUGGGUAAGGGACGUUUUACAAGGCCAUUCCACCCGUUGUUAUAACAUGUUUAGGAUGGAAAGGGAAGUGUUUUUUAGUCUUUGCACAGAAUUGCAGCAACACGGUCUUACGGAAACUAGAAAUGUUGGGAUACAUGAAAUGGUUGCAAUGUUUUUAAAUACCGUUGGCCAUGCGCUUAGUAGUAGGAUGCAGCAAGAAAGAUUUCAGCAUUCGGGGGAGACAAUUAGUAGACAUUUCCAUAAUGUCUUACUGGCAUGCUGUAGACUUGCUAUGUCCAAUAUCAAACCAAAAGAUCCAACAUUUCAGCAUUUGCAUUCAAAAAUACAGCCCGGUGGUCGAUACUGGCCCUUUUUCAAACAUGCUAUUGGAGCAAUUGAUGGAACACAUAUUUCAUGCGUUGUUAAUGCAACUGACCAAACAAAAUUUGUUAACCGAAAAGGAAGAGUGACGCAAAAUGUAAUGGCGGUUUGCGAUUGGGACAUGUGCUUCACUUUUGUAUUAGCCGGAUGGGAAGGUAGUGCGCAUGAUGCUCGUAUAUUUGACCACGCUCUCACAACUCCUUCCAUGAACUUUCCCCAUCCGCCUCAAGGCAAAUAUUAUUUGGUGGAUGCUGGCUAUCCGACACCCGUGGGAUACCUUGGUCCCUACAGACGUGAACGCUAUCAUCUCCCUGAUUUUCGAAGGUCAUCUGCACUUGAAAAUGACAAUGAGGCGUUUAAUUAUUUGCACUCAAGUCUACGAAGCACUAUUGAAAGAACUUUGGAGUUUGGAAGAUUUGAACAAGAAGGUUCUUAUGCAGAAGAAAAUAACGAUGAUGAUGGAGUUGGAUCUUCACAUAUACCUUCAUCAAUAGAAUCUUCAUCUCAUAUGGCUCGACUUCGUGACUCCAUAAGAGAUCAAAUUAUUCACUAUAUACGAGAAUAG
Molecule: messenger RNA, 1340 nt
Organism: Neltuma alba
Lineage: Eukaryota; Viridiplantae; Streptophyta; Magnoliopsida; Fabales; Fabaceae
Exons: 4
Coding region: 273-1340 (355 amino acids)
Source: RefSeq, a predicted model, not a curated record